AUGGAGGCCCGGGAAAAAGAGAACCAAUCAGAAGAGACCCGAGAGGCGGCGGCGAACCAAUCAGGGGAGCCGGAAACUAGAAGCCCAUUGAAGCCGUUGCGUCUUGGUCAUUCAGCUUCUUCCGCCCCGGCUGCUCCUCUGCAGGGGAGAGACAGGCUUCGCCUCCAGUCUGCAUCUUCCCGGGAUCCUUCCCUCCGAGGAAACCACCUGAGGCUGCCCAAUGGUAAAGCUGCCCCUGAGGAAUCGAAGAAUUGAACCGGGCACCUCCUUCUGCAUGCAAAGCAGCUGCUCUGCCAUUGAGCUACGCCCACGCCCCUAAUAGCAGAGCCCAACAUCCAGGACCCUGCCUUAAAAAGAAAAAAGCUGUCCAUAAUAAUGACACUGGACUACCCUUGAGGGUUGUCGUAUGGUACUGCUCAAAACCCCUCUAGCAAAACGGGCCUAACGACACCAGGCUGCUCUGAGGGGCUGUUAUAAACGGGGGGGGGGGUGACACCCUCAGACGCAGCCCUGCCCCCCUUUGUAAACAGGUGUAAUAAUGAGGGAUCUUUUCUCCCAUGGGGUUAAGGGGGGGGGGGAUGUAACACUGUGCAACCUUCAUUCACAUGAUGAGUUUUUUGGGAGGGGGGGUCUCUUUCGUUGCCUCUGCCAGGGAUUGGACCUGGGACCUUCUCACAAAGCAAAUGGGGAAAUAGAGCUUUUUGGGGAGCAAGGGAAUUUAUGUUUGCAGGGAGGGGAGGGGGAAUCGCCUGCCAACCACCCCUCCUCCCGCUUCCUAGAGAGGCGGGUUUUCCAUGAAACCUCAUUAAGAGGUUUUGGAUAUGAUCCUAAAACCUCACAAACCUGAGUGACUGGGCAAACCCAGGCUAAAUGUCCCCUAAAGACCAAGAGAUGGUUUUCUAAAGCUUCUAUGUAAAGUUUGACAUUCUUCCUGUUCCCUGUCUCUCCCUUGCAGUCCCUGGACUGGUCCCUGCUUCUCCCCCCCCCCCCCCCCUUUAAAUUUAUAUGUAUUGUAUAAGUUUUGUUUUUUCAAAAUGUUGAUCAUAACAAACAUUUAAAAACAACUCUCUGUCAAAGCAUCCCCCCAAUGUGUGUCUCUGUGGGAAAACAUAGCGUAUGUGUCACCCUUGUAGCUUUUUCCAACUAAUGCUUGAGCUCCCUUGGUCAGUUUUUCUGAAAGUGCAAUCGUCCAGAUUUUCUGUUUCCAUUGUCUUAACUGCAAGUGUUCCAGAAAUCUCCAAUUUUGAUCAAAGACUUGUUGUGCAGCUACUAAAACAAAGGUGAUGAGUUGUUUAAAGCUCAAAAUUGGCAUUGCUAUCUCUUUUAAAAGAAUAUUUUUUAACAAUACCAAAGUUGGGGUACAUAGGAUGUUUUGUUUUCACCAUUUUUUAGUUUUUUUGAUAAUAUGUGUUUGGAUUUUGGAUUGGUAUCUGUAAUUAGAAUUUCAACUUUGAGGUAAGGGUCUAGGGUCUAGAGCAGGGGUCAACAAACUUUUUCAGUUGGGGGCCGGUCCACUGUCCCUCAGACCUUGUGCGGGGCCAGGCUAUAUUUUUUUGGGGGGGGGGGAGAAUGGACGAAUUCCUAUGCCCCACAAAUAACCCAGAGAUGCAUUUUAAAUAAAAGCAUACAUUCUACUAAUGUAAAAGCACGCUGAUUCCCGGACCGUCCGCGGGCCGGAUUGAGAAGGCGAUUGGGCCGCAUCCUGCCCCCGGGCCUUAGUUUGCCUACCCCUGGUCUAGGGUCUAGAGGUAUGUGCAGUAACUGUUUGGUUUGUUAGAAAAAGUGUAAUUUGAGGCACAUUUAGCCAGUUCCAGAUGUUGUCUAGCUUUGCUUAAUAUUUGUUCGCCAGUCAAAGGUCUGCCAUAUGUGUAAAUGUCUCCAACCCUAAAUGAAUCUGUAUUGUCCAUUGUUCACAUCAAAGAAUUGCUCUCUACUUUGAAGUGCAUCGUGGCAACAGGUGAGGGAGUCCCAGAAGUGGCCCAGUUUACGCUUGCUUGUGUGUCAAGUAGGGAAGGGACCUUUAAAAAAGUUAUCUUUUCUUCUUCUUCCAGAAUCUGGUUACCAUCCAGGCCCUCUUGACCUUUGAGGAGGUGGCUGUGUUUUUCACGGAGGAGGAGUGGGCUCUGCUGGAUCGUGGCCAAAGAGCUCUGCACAAGGAAGUCAUGGAGGAGAAUUAUGAGAUGGUGGCCUCUCUAGGUAAGGGCAGAUUUUUAUGCCUCUGGACUGCUAGAUGUUGAAGGUGUGGAUCCACUCUUUUGUGCCAUUUAUUCAUGCAGAGUAGGAAUAAGAAUAGCCUGCUGGAUCCCUCUUUUUGUGUAUGUACGAUAUUUGCAGCUUUGCUCUCUGAAGCACCAUCCAUUUACACACACACACACACACACCGCUUGUAACAAUGGGAACCACAAGUCACUCUCCUGCUCAUGUUGCAUGCCUUUGUAGGAUCUGGAUAUGGCAAUCCCUCUUCUUUGCCUUUGCGGUCAAAAAUACAGAUUGAUUUGAAAGGGCUGGAUGUUUUCUGGCCAAAAGUAGCUAAUAUUAACUCUUUCCUUGGCAGAAUCAGACCUCAGUUCCUGUUGGGAAGAAGGACAAGAUCCAUUCCUCCAGGUCCCCAAAGAAGGGGGAACCUUAGCAGGUAUGCGCUUAGUCUUAGUUGUGUCGUGGGGCCCUUUUUGCUCCAGUAAUAUAAAUAUUAAUAUAAAUGUUAUUAUUAAUAUUAAUAAAUAAAUAAUUUAUACCCCCACCCAUCUGGCUGGGUUUCCCCAGCCACUCUGGGCGGCUCCCAACAGAAUAUUAAACACAAUAAAACUUCAAACAUUAAAAACUUCCCUAAACAGUUUUCUCCUAAAAGUCAGAUAGUUGCUUAUCUCCUUGACAUCUGAUGGGAGGGUGUUUCACAGGGAGGGUGCCAGCACCGAGAAGGCCCUCUGCCUGGUUCCCUGUAACCUCACUUCUUGCAGGGAGUGAACCACCAGAAGGUCCUCGGCUCUGGACCUCAGUGCCUGGGCUGAACGAUGGGGGUGGAGAUGCUCCUUCAGGUAUACUGGCCCAAGGAAGAGAAGUCCUGCUUCUGGGCUUCCUAUCAGUAUUUAGUUGGCCCCUGUGGGGCCAGGUGGACAAAUGCAGCCUUCAAACCUCUCCAGCUGGCCCUUGGGCCUCUCUUCUCCCCAGACCCUGACCGGCUUCCCAUCUUCCUUGAGUGUUUUUGGUCUGGCUGGGUUGUUUCCUUGAAAUCAGAUGGGGCUUCUUGCCAGCCUGGAUGGAGGACAGAGAAGGGUGUGUGGAAGCUCUGCUCCUGUCCAAAGGUCGCAUUUACAUUUGUUGUAAAUGUCUCUGGCCCCACAGCAUACAGGCAAGCCACUCUCAAUUUGCAAAAUGUUGCCCACACAGGGUCUUCUAAAGAGCAGAGACGGCCUCCAGGCUGAGGUUUCCCUUCCAUGUGCUGAGAUGCACCCCAAAUUAAAAUGUCCUCUGUAGUGCCACUGAGCUGAGAUCCUCUUCACGGGCGCCAGGGGGGUUCUGUUGGGCCCACGUGUCCCCUCUGCUAUCCCUCAGCAGGAGAGCUAAGAUCUUGCCUUUCCCUGCUUUUGGGAAGAGAGCCAUGGCAGUAGUAGCACUAGGAGUGUCUGGCUAUUUUGUAUUUCGUCAUUUGGGUUGAAGGAUAAGAUCCAGUUGGAUGGGGCUCUGAGGAAGAGGAGAGAUGAGCAGACACAGCUCAGCAAGUUUGAGGAGCAGCAAGAAGGGACUUGUGUUGGUGUCUUGAGACAACAUAUUCAUAGUCAGAAGCAUAUUCAGAAGCUAACUUCAGAUGCAGCUGGUCAGGGAAGGAAGGAGGGGGGCAUGCUUGAAAAUGGUAAACUCAGAGAAGUGGAAAACUGGGCUCGAUCCAUGAUGAGAGUCUCUGCUUCUGAGUUGUAAUUUGAAUGGCAUUUUCUUUUUCUGCCUCAAAACAGGUAAUGGGCAGAAGAGUAAGAAUUAUGGUGAGCCAUCUGUGGUGUCUGUAGAAAAUGUGGGGCAUGAAGCACAGAAAGAGACAUUUGUAAAUCAACGAUCACCUGAAAAGCAUGUAGGAAAUGUGUUGAAGAACUGGAAAACCAAAUCCCUUACUACUCAGGACACUGAUGUCCGUGUAUCACUGAGUCCACAGGAAGAAUGCACAGGAAGUAGCAGUGUGGAGUGUGGAAAGAGCUUCAGUCAGAGUGGAAGCAUUAGUUUACAUCAAAGAACCCAAGCAGGGGAGAAAGCAUUUCAAUGCACAGAAUGUGGAAAGAGCCUCAGUAGUGCUGGUAACCUUGUCAAGCAUAAAAAAACCCACAGAGGGGAGAAACCAUUCAAAUGCAUGGACUGUGGAAAGAGCUUCAGCCAGAGCGGAAACCUUAUUGCACACCAAAGAAUUCACACAGGGGAGAAACCAUUUAAAUGUAUGGUGUGCAGAAAGAGUUUUAGUCUCAAUCACCAUCUUACUUUACAUCAAAGAACCCACACAGGAGAAAAACCAUUUAAGUGUGUAGAAUGUGGAAAGAGCUUCAGCCAGAGUGGAAGCCUUAUUGCACAUCAAAAAACCCACACAGGCGAGAAGCCAUUAAAAACUAUGGUUUGUGGAAAGAGCUUCAGUCUCUAUCACCAUCUCACUGUACCUCAAAAAACCCACACAGGGGAGAAACUGCAUAAAUGCAUGGAGUGCGGAAAGAGUUUCACUUGUAGGAGUGCCCUUACAGAACAUCAAAGAAUCCACACAGGGGAGAAACCAUAUGAAUGCAUAGAUUGUGGAAAGCGCUUCCGUAUUGGUAGUGUCCUUACUUUACAUCAAAAAACCCACACCGGGGAGAAGCCAUUUAAAUGCACGGAGUGUGGAAAGAGCUUCAGUCAGAGUGGAAACCUUGCUGCACAUCAAAGAAUUCACACUGGGGAGAAACCAUUUAAAUGUAUGGCAUGUGGGAAGAGCUUCAGCCAGAGCGGAAGCCUUACUGCACAUCAAAGAACCCACACAGCAGAUAAAUCAUUUAAAUGUGUGGUGUGUGGAAAGAGCUUCAGCCAGAGUGGAAACCUUACUUUACAUCAAAGAACUCACACCAGGGAGAAACCAUUUAAAUGUAUGGAGUGUGGAAAGAGCUUCAGCCAGAACGGAAACCUUAUUGCGCAUCGAAGAACCCACACAGGGGAGAAACCAUUUCAUUGUAUGGUGUGUGCAAAGAGUUUCAGUCUGAAUCACCACCUUACUUUACAUCAAAGAACCCACUGCACAUCGAAGAACCCUUACAGGCGAAAGACUCUUUAA
Molecule: messenger RNA, 5275 nt
Organism: Podarcis lilfordi (Lilford's wall lizard)
Lineage: Eukaryota; Metazoa; Chordata; Lepidosauria; Squamata; Lacertidae
Source: the annotation of a GenBank genome assembly